CACUACUCCUCCGAAACUAGCUUCAAGCUCCUCCAAUGGCCGCCUCCUUCCUCGCUCCGCUCAACCAGACCGAUCGCUCCCUCAUCGCCGCAUUCAUAGCAAUAAUAUCAGCUACAAUCUGCUACUUUUGGGCCGUGAAAAGAUCCAAUAAAAAGCUAGCACCUCUGCCUCCAGGCCCACUUGGCCUCCCAAUUCUAGGUUACAUCCCAUUCCUCAACGGCGCCCCAAUCCACCGGAAAUUCGCCGAACUCUCCGCCAAAUACGGCCCGAUCUUCAAGAUCUGGGUCGGCAGCCAGCUGUACGUGGUGGUCAGCUCCCCGGCGUUGGCCAAACAAGUCCUCCGCGACAACGAAUCCGUCUUCUCGAGCCGCGAGCUCCCGUUAGUUGGCCGGAUCUGCACCUACGGCGGGCUGGACCUGGCCUGCCUCCCGAUGGGCCCGGAUUGGAACUCGAUGCGGAAGGUCCUGGUCCGGGAAGCCCUCAGCAGCCCAGGCCUGGACGGGUGCUACGAACUGCGGAGGAGAGAGGUCGUCAAAGCUCUUAACGAAGUAGAAGUCGGUAAGCCGGUUGGCGUGUUCGAAUUGGCCCACAAGGUGGUCGGAAAUGCGACUCUGGGUAUGCUGUGGGGCGGCGGCGGAGGAGGGGGGGUUGUUGGUGGCGAUUACGGGGAGACUCGGGAAGUAGGGCAGCGGAUUAUGGAGCUGAUGGCGAAGCCGAAUGUUUCUGAUCUGUUUCCGAUGCUGGCGAGGUUUGAUCUGCAGGGGAUUGGGAGGGAAGCGGCGGAACUGGCGGAGAGGUUUGAUCGGAUUGUCAGCGCUGUGAUUCGGAAACGAUUAGACGGCGGCGGGGAGAAGAAGGGAGGCGAGAUUGAUAAGGUGGAUUUGUUGCAGGUUUUGCUGGAGAGAAGGGGCAGUUCCGGCGCUGGAUCGCCGUUGACUUCCAUGGCGCACUUCAAAGCCUUGCUUCAGGACGUUGCCGUUGGUGGGAACGAAAACAUAGCCAGCACAAUCGAGUGGGCAAUGUCAGAAUUACUCAAGAGCGACAGAGCAAUGAAAUCCGUACAACAAGAGCUCGACGAAAUCGUGGGGCCCGACAGCCUCGUCGAAGACCACCACUUGAAAGAUCUGAAGUACUUGGACGCCGUGAUAAAGGAGACCUGCCGUUUGUACCUGGCCCUCAUGAACCGGACGGCGAGCCGAGCCUGCACCGUCGGCGGGUACACCGUCCCGCAAGGAUCCAAAGUGUUCGUCAACUCGUGGGCCAUCCACAGGGACCCGCAGUUCUGGGCCGAGCCGUCGGAGUUUCGGCCGGAGAGGUUUCUGGACGGCGGGACGUUUGAUUUGAUGGGCAGCAGCAGCAGUUUCCGGUACGUUCCGUUCGGGUCGGGUAAGAGGAUCUGCGCGGGGGUCAAUUUGGCGGAGAGGCUGCUGAAGUAUGUGUUGGGUUCGUUGUUGCAUUGUUUCGAGUGGAGGCUGGCUGAUGGGGAGGAAGGAGGGGUUGAUCUUUCUGAUGAGUUCACGCUGUUCAUCAAGAAGAAGAGGCCGCUGGUUGCGGUGCCGGCUGCUCGGCUGGAGCUGCUUGCUUAAGUUGGUAGUUGUGUAAGUUGGUGGUUGUGUAAUUUACAACGAUAGUCCUGGUGUUUGGAGUGGAGAAGGGAAGAAAAACAGGGGAACCCCAGUCAAAUAUAUCGCAACGGGCAAUAAUUCUUCAUUACAAUAUCGUGCACAUAUAUAUGUUCGUGUAUAUCUACAUACUGGCAAACUUUUGCCAUACUAUCAAAUCAUCCGCUUACUAUUACGUGAAUAUCUAUCAAAAAAAUUAUUCGUUUGUCUAUGUUAAAAAAAAUUAUAUUAUUUUUGGUUUAUAAAUUACCAAGGGUUUU
Messenger RNA from Linum trigynum, 1882 nucleotides. The record is from the annotation of a GenBank genome assembly. NCBI's taxonomy places the organism in Eukaryota, Viridiplantae, Streptophyta, Magnoliopsida, Malpighiales, Linaceae.